Molecule: messenger RNA, 2115 nt
Organism: Selaginella moellendorffii
Lineage: Eukaryota; Viridiplantae; Streptophyta; Lycopodiopsida; Selaginellales; Selaginellaceae
Exons: 4
Coding region: 118-810 (230 amino acids)
Biological process (GO): translation
Cellular component (GO): ribosome
Molecular function (GO): structural constituent of ribosome
Source: RefSeq, a predicted model, not a curated record
GGUGGAAUUGAGAGGCGAUGGCGAUGGCGAUGCGUAGCGAGGCCGGACGGCGGAGUCCCAGUCGCCCUGAUCGCUGUCAAGUUCCAUGGAAGAACAAGAGGAGGGAAGAAGCUUCAAAUGUGGAUGGAUUGCUAUGUGGGUGCUGCGAAUUUGGAGAAGGGAUCUCUUGGGCAGCGAGAGGAGAGGGAUUCGCGAGGAGGGUCGCUUCGUUUUUCAUCCGGGAGACCCGGGGAUUGCUGUUCCAGCGCCUGCCGUACGAGUGGUUUCGCACGGGCCCCAACACGAAAGUGUACGGAUGCCGAUCUAAACGUUGGAAGUGUGAAUCAACGGAGCGCGAUGGAGAAGGAGUGGUCACCCACCGUUGAUUUUUUUUUAGGGUUCUUCGUGAUGCUUCACCGGCUAUGGCGACUUGUGGAUCCCUUCGCGGUGCGGCAGCAGCGCCUCUUGCGAUCGUUCGCUAGCAGCGCCAUAGCAGCUCCCAGGAUUGUAAAUGCGAGUCGCGGCGGCUUGGUUUGGAGCCGUCCGGCGCGGCUUCCACCUGUUCUUGCGGGAAUCCAAUGCCGCUUCGGUGCCACGAAAUCUUGCAAGAAGAGGCCGCAGAAGAAGGACAAGAUGAAAUCCUACUCAUCGCUCAAGCAUCGAUUCAAGCUGAUGCCGGACGGGACCUACGCACGAGCUCAUGCAGGGAAGCGCCACAAUGCCUCCUCCAAGACGAAGAAGCAGCGUCGCCAGUUGCGAGGAGCAGCGCUGGUCCAUCCCGGCUACGCCAAGAUCAUCCGAAAGCUCGGCUUCACUGGAACUUCGUCUUAGGUGGUGUUCUUCCUUUCCAGUUUCCACAAGAGCAUGAGCACUUUCCCUGUGCAUUUUUUCUUCCUCUCUCCAGGAAUCCAAGAACGAAACAAAAUGGGGUGUUAGAUCUUGUUAUUGGGUGCCAGAAUCUCACAGAAGUUUCUCUGGCAGGGAGACCAGAUCAGCUGGAGAUCAGUGGUGGACAGCAUGGAGUUGAGGGAGGAAAGGUGGAAGAACAAGACCCAGAAGAACUAGAAUCCCGAGGCUGGAAAGCAGUAAUUCUCGUCGUGGAGGAGCUCCGGAGUAGUAUCCGCCAGGGCCACUGUUAUAGCCGCGCUGGAUCUUGAUGUAGGCGGAGAUGGUGUCGUGGGCAUUGACGGGAAGAAGCUGGAUGGAUUGGACGGGGAUGUAGUCGUGGUACUGGUAGCAAGAAUCCUUCGGGACAUCGUAGACGAUGCCAGAGCAGGAACAAUCCGCGGUGCAAGAGUCGAGACAGUCGUCCAGAGUAGCAUAGCUCGGGGACCGGUUGGAGAGAUUGAAGUAGGGGACAUAGCCGAUGUGCAAGUAGCUGAAGGCGCGAUAGUUGUCGAAGAUGCACGAGUAGUUGUGAUCCCAGCGCUCGAAUUCCAGCGCCGGCAAAUCCCCGGCCGCGAGCUCCUGGACUGGAAUCGGUGCUACCGCCGCCGCUGCUGGUGAUUGAGAGGAGGAGAGGAGAGCCAGGAGGAAGGGAAGCGAGCAGCACCACGAACACAUCGAUCUAAACAUUGGUGAGUAGCUUCACUAUUUCCUAGGAGAACUCGCUCUAGUUCUUGUGAUCCUUUAUCACCCAACUUACUCGUCUUCUCCUUCCUCUUCCAGAGCCUCCUCGCUCGCAACGGGAAAGAGAAUGGAAUGAAAGGCAAGCGGUGUAGUGUAGAUAAUUGGACACUUGCCGUGGCAUAGCAGAGGUUUUUUUUUUUUUUUCUUUCUUUCUUUCUCUCCUCGGGUGCUUAUUUAUCUGUCGCUUUUGUUUAUGCUUUCUCCUGUGCUAUAUCUCAGGGCCGUGAAAUCGACUUCCAUGUCUGAGAGCUUUUCUACCUUUUUACGUUUGGAGUUAUGCAAAGGAAGGACUUUCGCUGGCCUGGUGUGCUGCUGUGGACGGCUGCUUCCACCUAAAUGCCGAGAAAGGGAUAUUCUUGAUGCGGCCGCGAAUAUUUUCCUUUGUGUGUUCUUUUCUCCAUUCAUGGUGGAUUCGUCCAGCCACCAAAAUGGUGUUGUUUAAGUGCGGUUAAGGCUGGAAAGAAACGCUAGAUUUGUCACCUCAAUGGACGAGGAAUCUUCUGGGAA